Messenger RNA from Hydra vulgaris (swiftwater hydra), 990 nucleotides. RefSeq lists its product as uncharacterized. The record is from RefSeq and is a predicted model, not a curated record. NCBI's taxonomy places the organism in Eukaryota, Metazoa, Cnidaria, Hydrozoa, Anthoathecata, Hydridae.
AUGAAUGAACUCAAAAAAAGACAAGGAGGAGCUCAAAAAUUACGAGAGAAAAACCAAAAAUUGAUGAAAUUAUCAGCUAACAAAUGUCUUAAAAUAAGCGAUUUCAUUCCCAACAGAAAUCCUGAUAUAAGUAAAGCUGAUGAAAAAGUGACAACAAAAAGUAAAAAUGAUGUAAAGAUCCAAAUUAAUUCCAAUAAUAACACAACGUCAACGACUGGAACCGAAUCUGAAGAUAUUACAGCAACUAAUGAAGUACUAAAUAGUGACGAUGUAGCAGUUGAAAAUUUGUCAGAAUGUACACAAAAUGAGAUUCAAGUUCAGAUCGAUUCAAACAUUAGCAUCGCAGAAACCGUCAGCCAUCAUCCUGUUUGUGAUUGUGAUAUGGUUGUUGAUCAAGGUGUAAUUAUUGUAGAACAAAAUAUUUACUGGUUUUCUCGUCCACCAUCAACACUUCUCAAUAAAUUUUUUGAAAUCCAUCCAACUCAAACUACCAGAGAUCCUAUUAUUGUGAAAUCUUUUGUACGGAAAAAUGGAACGAAUCGUAAAUGGUUAUCUUACUCUGAAGGCAACGAUGCAUUAUAUUGUUCAAUAUGUUUAGCAUUUUUACCAACUGUUGUAAUGAGUUCUUUUGUUAGUGGAAUGACAGAUAGAAGACAUAUUCAUCAAAGAGUUGAUGAACAUGAAAAAUCAGCAUCGCAUAACGAAUGCACAGAAAACUAUUUCCAACAUGUAUCUAGAUCCAACGUCUCAAAUUUACUGUUUUCUACUCAAAUUUCUGUACGUGGAGAGCAAGUUCAAAAGCGACGUCUUGUGCUCCUGCGAGUGAUAGAAAUUAUUAAAGUAAUUGGAAAACGUGGUCUUAGUUACAAGGGACAUGAGUUUGAAGCUGCUUAUACAUUAUCAGAUAAUUCAAUUGAUCAUGGAAAUUUCUUAGAAAUGGUGUUACUUGUCAGUAAAUAUGAUACUUGUUUAAAAGAAACAUUUAAAUAG